This is a messenger RNA of Scleropages formosus (Asian bonytongue), 5346 nucleotides long. Its product is annotated as contactin-1a-like. Gene Ontology annotation, biological process: brain development; cell-cell adhesion; axon guidance. Lineage: Eukaryota; Metazoa; Chordata; Actinopteri; Osteoglossiformes; Osteoglossidae. The coding region runs from base 40 to 3189 and encodes 1049 amino acids. The transcript is spliced from 25 exons. The record is from RefSeq and is a predicted model, not a curated record. Gene Ontology annotation, molecular function: cell-cell adhesion mediator activity. Gene Ontology annotation, cellular component: axon; plasma membrane.
GAGACCUCUGAGCAGGCGUUCCAUGUUGGGCUACGAAUAAUGGCGCUAAACAAGGAGAACAGCCUUCCUCAACUGAUGUCUCGGCACAAAUUCAACGCUGCUCCAGGUACCCCUACGAAGAGGACCAUGUGGUCGCUGGCACCCCUCCUGCUCGCACUCGGCCUGGCCCUCACCUCCUUGGAAGCACUGCACUCUAGUGAAGUAGCCAGCAUCUGUACAGAUGAAUCCGGAUUUGGCCCGGUGUUUGAGGAACAGCCCAUGGACACCAUCUACCCAGAGGAAUCGCCCGAGGAGAAGAUCACCAUGAGCUGCCGGGCGCGUGCCAAUCCACCUGCCACGUACAGGUGGCGGCUGAACGGCUGGGAUAUCAAGCUGUUGGAGCAGGAGGAUGAGCACUACAGCCUGGAGGACGGGAACCUGGUGAUCACUAAUCCAGACCGGAACAAUCACGUGGGGAAGUAUGAGUGCGUGGCCCAGAACAUGUAUGGCACCAUUGUCAGCAGGGAGGCCAUCGUCAGAUUCGGAUAUCUAGAUCCUUUCUCCACAGAGGAGCGGGAUGCAGUGUAUGUAAAAGAGGGUCAAGGGGCCGUCCUUCUCUGUGCCCCACCUCCACAUUACCCAGAUGAGCUGCUGUUCCGCUGGAUGCUCAACGAGUUCCCGGUUUUCAUCCCGCUGGAUAAGCGGCGCUUCGUUUCGCAGACCACGGGAAACCUCUACAUCUCCAGGGUGGAUUCCAGCGAUUUGGGGAACUACUCCUGCUUUGUAUCCAGCCCUUCCAUUGCCAAAAGCGUCUUCAGCAAAUUCAUCUCGCUUGUUCCCAUUCCUGAACGCCCCACAAGGAAGUAUCCCGCUGAUAUUAAAGUGAAAUUCCCAGACUCCUAUGCCUUAGUGGGACAGAACAUAACACUGGAGUGCUUCGCUCUGGGCAACCCCAUCCCAGAGAUCCGCUGGAGGAAGGUGGAUGCCGAGCUGCCCGCCAACCAUGAGGUCAGCAUGGAGAAGGCGCUAUUGCACCUCAUCAAUGUACAGCAGGAGGAUGAAGGCACCUACGAGUGUGAAGCCAUCAACUCCAAAGGCAAGGACCGCCACCGAGCUCGUCUCUACGUCGAUGCGUAUCCAGAGUGGGUGGAGCACUUCAGCAGCAGAGAGGCAGACAUCGGCAGUAACCUGACCAUGUCCUGUUUGGCCAGUGGAAAGCCCAAGCCUCACGUGCGCUGGCUGAAGAAUGGGGUCUUGCAUGUAAAGGGGGAGCUCAAAUUUACUGGGCUGACUUUCGAACAUUCCGGAAUGUAUCAGUGCAUCGCUGAAAACAAGCACGGCGUCAUCUAUGCCAGCGGCGAGCUGCGAGUCAUCGCCUGCGCCCCCACAUUCGAGCACAACCCUGUAAAGGAGAGGGUGCUGGGUGCCAAGAAUGGGCGCGUUCUCAUGGAGUGCCGGCCCAAGGCCGCCCCACGGGCCAGGCUGUCAUGGAGCAAGGGCACCGAACUGCUCUCCAACUCGUCCAGGAUACACAUCUGGGAUGAUGGCACCCUGGAGAUCCUCAACGUGACUCAGAUGGAUGAAGGGAAGUACACAUGCUUCGCUGAGAACGACAGGGGCAAGGCCAACAGCACGGGAACCCUGUUCGUCACUGAGGCGACAAAGAUCACACUCGCGCCGUCCAAUGCCGACGUGCAGGUGGGGGAGAGUGCGCGCAUGCAGUGUGCGGCGUCUCACGACCCUAACCUGGACAUCACCUUCAUCUGGGCGCUUGGCUCCCACGUCAUCGACUUUGACAAGGAGAGCGAUCACUACGAGCUCACAAACCGGGAGUCGAGCGGAGAGUUGCUCAUCAGGAACACGCUGCUGAGACACGCUGGGCGCUACACGUGCACGGCGCAGACCAUUGUGGACAAUGUCAGCGCUUCGGCUGAGCUCGUCGUAAGAGGCCCCCCAGGACCCCCAGGGGGUGUACGUGUGGAUGAGAUCACAGACAAAUCUGUGAGGCUCCUUUGGAGCCGGGGCACAGACAACCACAGCCCCAUCUCCAAGUACACCAUCCAGGCCAGGGACUCCUUCUCAGUUGACCCCGAGGAAUGGAAAAAUGCCAACACCUUACCAGCCAACGUGGAGGGCAAUGCUGAGACGGUUACAGUGGUUGACCUCACACCUUGGAUGGAAUACGAGUUCCGCGUCAUCGCCACCAACACGCUGGGCACAGGGGAGCCGAGUAGCCCCUCCCCCAAGAUCAGAAUGCUGGAGGCAGUACCCGUGGUGGCUCCCUCAGACAUUGGUGGAGGUGGCGAGUCCAGCAGAGAGCUAACCAUCACUUGGACGCCGGUCAAGCCUCAGUACUACUACGGGAAGAAUUUCGGUUACAUUGUGGCCUUCAAAGCCCACGAUGACUAUCAGUGGAGAAAGGUGACGGUUGCGGACCCCGAGGCCCAACGCUACGUACACAAGGAUCCCUCCAUUCCCCCCAACACAGAGUUCCAUGUGAAGGUGAAAGCCUUCAACAAUAAGGGCGAGGGGCCCUACAGUUUGACGGCUUCUCUAUUCUCUGCACAAGACGCUCCCUCGGAAGCCCCAUCGGAUGUGUCAGGAAGGGCUCUCUCAGCUACUGAGGCCAUAGUGUUUUGGCGGCCCACCCUUGAGCAGAGCAUUGACGGCUACCAGGUGAGGUACUGGAGGAAGCAUGAAGAGAGCCAGGCAGGUACCAAGGUGGUGGAGAACCAGGGCGAGAACCAGACGCGGUUGGAGAACAUGCUGCCCGACUCACGUUACUUCAUUGAGGUGCGGGCCUUCAACAAAGCUGGGAUGGGCCCCCCGAGUGUCCAGUACGAGAUCCACACCAAGAAAGCGCCUCCAAGCCGUCCUCCCAGAAUUAUCAAGAAGACUUUAAGCGGCAGUUCAGUGAAGAUUGCCUGGGAGCAGGUGGAGCCUUUAGCCAAUGAAUCCAGGAUAGAAGGCUACAAGAUCCUCUACAGGCAGGAAGGUCUCUCCAACGGCACUCUGUACACCACAGGCAACCGAUACAUCGACCUCCCGGUGCUCAGUGACAGGGACUACGUUGUAGAGGUCAGAGCGCACAGCGAAGGUGGGGAUGGAGCAGUUGCACAAGUGCGGAUUUCAGGUGGAGCAGAAGUCGUGGUGCGACCCCUGAGCCUGGCCACCUUGCUCCUUAUCGCCCUCUGCUGCCUGGGAAAUUGAAUGUAGCGCUGCCCCUGACUGGCCUUCACUGCACUCAGGAGGACUGUGUAAGGCUGAUACCUGCCAGGACUGCAGCUCUUUUCCUGAACCUCAAACCCCAGACCCCACUGGAGUCAACCUCCCCCACCCCGGUUUCAUCUCGCGACCAACAUGCAAUACUUGCUAGGGACACACGUGCAGAGUGGGAGCCACCCCCGCAGAAUCUAUAAAGGACAAUGAAAUCCGGGCAAAUCCCUCCUUUGGUACCUAUCAAUACAUCUUUGGUUGACGAUGAACGGAGUUAUUUUAAAUCGCUCAGUAUGCCUUAUAUACACACUUGUACUCAUCUUUUAACGUUGCAUGAGUUGCUCUUAAGGGAAGAGGCACGACGGCUGUGUCUUCAUCCAGGCAGGAAGGUGUCCCUCUCUAAACCAUAAGACAAACUGUUUUGGUGAAGGCAGGGGAGAUCUCCCACCCUGGCAAUGAAUAAAUCAUGUGACGGAUAAAUUCAUAAAUCAUUUAACCGCAUUACAUUAAGCAAGCGAGUGGAUUGUUAGGAAGGGCGGCUGUAAAACUCAGUCCGAUUCGUUGUGUGCAAAUCCCAUACGUGGACCCCCUGCAACACCUGCCAAAGUGAAGCAGUCCUCCAGUUACUGAGAUACAGUCAAAACAAGGAGGCCUUCGGCACAUCAGCCUCGCUUCCCUUCACACGCAGGACGAGACGCCUUGGCACGCCUUUGUGCGUGUUGCUGUAGUCUUGGAAAUCCGUUCCAGAUGGAAUCGCAGCGUUUUGUUUGACUUAUGAAUGUGUCUUUUUCAAACCAAAUCACAGGUUAACUUAGCAGUGAAAUUUAAAACCGUUGUAGCGACUCUGUAGUAUGACUGAGAUUUAAAAAAAGUUUUGUUUUAAUGAAAAGUGUUUUGUGUUUCUAAGUUCAUAAGAUUUCUAAUAAUAUUCUAUUGAUUCUAUAGAUUCUAUUGAUAUUCUAUUGAAGUAUUGAUAAGAUUUCUAAGUUGAUAAGAGAAAAAAAAAAUGAAUGAAAUGGCACAGACUAAACCGGGCCGUUUUUACGUUAGAAACAAUGAAACACGGCCCGGUAAAGUAUUACGAACUGUUCUCCCGGGUACUCUACAGCAGACUGUCCCUCAGACACAAUUGCAAAAUAUCUUCUGAGAGCGCAUUGUGGGCCGAAGAUGAAGUGAUCACAAGUGAAAAUACAUGCCAAAUAGGAAGGCUUUUGUUUUGACUGUAUCUGUUCAGUGUUUUAUGCAGUGCUGUGAAGAAAUGGGUAUUUUCAUAUUGGCUCUUCAGUUCAUGUGGUGUUUUUUCGGUUUCUGUCUGAGUGUGACCAUUCACAGAACGCAGUGGUGCUGGUACAGCUGGCUUAUUCGUGGUGCGAUGUCCCACUCUUUUUUUUCUUUCUUAAUGCUAUUUCAACAUGGCUAGCUCCAUAAGCAUUGUUUUUAUUGAUGUGCAAAACUGAUGCAAACAAAGUAGAAUAAAGAAUAUUACAAUUAACUGAUAAAUGAAACUGUUGUGGGUAAGUGUUAAUAUAAAGGGUUUAUUUCACUUUUCACAUAAAGCUAUUUGUAUGACACUUCAUGAUGAUGAUAAUGAUGACAGUUGUUAUUUAUGCUGCUGCUGAUGAUGAUGAUUAUUAUUAUUAUUAGUAGUAGUAGUAGUAGUAUUGCAGCAACAGACUUUGAUGGGAUCAACAUAUAGAGUACAAGUGAGUGGGAUAAGGAUUUUUAAUUCUUAAUAAUUCUGGCCACUUUGACAGUGGAAUUACGUAAGUGUUCCUUUAAUCACGGCAGAAAGAAAUCAUCAUUACAUUUCGACUGUGCUACCCAUUAAAUGUAAUAAAGGACACGUGUUCUUCUGCAAGGCUAAAUAUAAUAUCAGAACUACCACAAAGUGCUUCUCUUCCUGUCUCCUACAUACACGUCACACAAAUAGAGACCGCUUCAAUUCACGGAUACAUGAAUGGCCUUUAACUUGUUAGACAGAUGUGAGAAAAUGCUGUUUCGCUGCACAUCGUGUGGGGCAGAAGGUGACGUCUUGCUUGCUUGAAACCACCUGACACUGACCUGCGGACCUGCGUACUGGAUCGGAAACUCCAGUCCACAUUCGUGCUGUGAGUUCUUGCACUGAGUAGCGCCUUCUGUGUCCAAAAUAAU